AUGAGUGAUCCAGAACCCUGCAGAAUGAAACACACUGAAGAUACUGAAGAACAAAGAGAGCUGAUGGUAGUGAAGGAGGAGGGUGAAGAACUGAUUGAAGUAGAGGAGAAACAUCAUGUCAAACCUGGAGAAAUACCUUUGAGUCGCUCAAAGACUAAAAAGACAUUUUUAAAGAAAAGAAGAGCCAAGAAAUCUGCAACCUGCACUCAGUGUGGAAAGAGUUUCUCAACAAAACAAAAUCUUGAACUUCAUAUAAGAGUUCAUAGUGGAGAGAAGCCGUUCACAUGUGAUCAGUGCGGGAAGAGAUUCACACGUAAAACAAAUCUUGAUGAUCACAUGAGAGUUCACACUGGAGAGAAGCCGUUCAAGUGUGAUCAAUGUGGGAAAGGUUUCAGUCAAUCUGCACACCUCAAAAGACACAUGAGGAUCCACACUGGAGAGAAGCCGUUCAAGUGUGAUCAGUGUGGAAAUAGUUUCACAGACAAAUCGAGUCUUUAUGUUCACAUGAGGAUCCACACCGGAGAAAAGCCUUAUAUGUGUGAACAUUGUGGAAAGAGAUUCUCAAAGAAACAUCGUCUGGAUGUUCACAUGAGAGUUCAUACUGGAGAGAAGCCGUACGCAUGUGAUCAGUGUGAAAAGAGAUUCACAUACAAACAUUAUCUUGAGCUUCACAUGAGAGUUCAUACUGGAGAGAAGCCAUUCACUUGUUAUCAGUGUGGGAAGAGCUUUAAACAAUUAGCACAUCUUACAGGACACAUGAGAGUUCAUACUGGAGAGAAGCUGUACGCAUGUGAUCAAUGUGGAAGGAGCUUCACACAAUCAGCACACCUUAAAAAACACAUGAGAAUCCACACGGGAGAGAAGCCGUUCACAUGUGAUCAGUGCGGCAAAACAUUUCCUGUGUCAUCAAACCUGAAGAAACACCUGAGAGUUCAUAUGAAGGAGCCGCACACAUGUGAUCAGUGUGGA
Messenger RNA from Megalobrama amblycephala (Wuchang bream), 969 nucleotides. RefSeq names its product gastrula zinc finger protein XlCGF8.2DB-like. Gene Ontology annotation, cellular component: transcription regulator complex; PcG protein complex. The record is from RefSeq and is a predicted model, not a curated record. Gene Ontology annotation, biological process: regulation of transcription by RNA polymerase II. NCBI's taxonomy places the organism in Eukaryota, Metazoa, Chordata, Actinopteri, Cypriniformes, Xenocyprididae. The transcript is spliced from 2 exons. The annotation marks the transcript as partial. Gene Ontology annotation, molecular function: DNA-binding transcription factor activity, RNA polymerase II-specific; RNA polymerase II cis-regulatory region sequence-specific DNA binding.